AUGUUGAGAGGCAUAAUUGGCAAAUGGACUCUGGCUUUGAUAGAAUUUGCCUUAAGAUAUGUUCCUCAGAAAGCUGUCAAAGGACAAGCUGUAGAAGAUUUCCUAGCAGAUCAUCCAGGGGAAGAAAUUGAAAACAUGGAUUCUUUGGAUAUAGCAAAUGUAGAUCUAUUGACUAGAGCUCAUACUUGCCUUAACAAUCCCAUCUAUUCAGUUCACCUUACACCUUGGAAGAUGUACUUUGAUGGAUCAAAGACUGAUGUAGCCUUUAGGGCAGGAAUUGUUUUGGAGGAGCCACUGGGGAUCAAACACUGUUAUUCUUUCCAGUUAGUUUCCAAUGCAACAACAACAGGGCUGAAUAUGAAGCCUUAA
This is a messenger RNA of Prunus armeniaca (apricot), 369 nucleotides long. NCBI's taxonomy places the organism in Eukaryota, Viridiplantae, Streptophyta, Magnoliopsida, Rosales, Rosaceae. The record is from the annotation of a GenBank genome assembly.